CUCCAGGGAAGUUCUAGCGAGGGCGGCACCCUAGAAGUCAGAAGCAUCCCUGUGACCCAUUGCAAUCUUCCCCUUCCUCAUCCCUCCUUCCUCCUCCUCCUCCUCCUUCUCCAAGCUUUCCUCUCGGCUCUGUUGCCAUCUUUUUCCCCCUGCUGGAAGCAAUCAACACGCAGGCGAUCCUGGCGUGGACGCGCGGACCGGAGGGGGGACUCCCUCCACCUUGGGAGCUAGCACGGGGGAACUGUGGAAAAGUAGAGACCUUGCUGCUGGCUUAUCUCGGCUUUGUUAUGGGUCUGACGUGAGCCCGCGUCCCGAUCUCUCUCUCUCUCUCUCUCUCUCUUCCCCCUCUCUCUUCCAACCUCCUCCUCUCCCCCUCCUCUCCCCCUCCCCCACCCCCCAAUAUUACAGGCAGAAUUUCAGAGAAAAGUGUUACAGUAUUGCGGGGCUGGAGCUCAGGAUAACCACGCAGCCCUAAAUAAUCCCCCCCCCAGUAGCACCAACUUAGCUAUCGGAAAGAGUGAGAGAGAGAGAAAGACCAGGAGGAAGAGGAAAAGAAGGGACUUAAGCUAGCGAACCAGGAUGCCUUGAGACCCCGCUCCAGCACCUGGCUGAGGAUUUUUUAUAUAUAUAUAUAUAUAAAUAGCCUUUUCUCGCGUGGAUCUCCUCUCCUUCCUUGCCACCCACCCCACCCCCUCCAUCCGCCCCCGCCGGCUGCACACCUUUUCCUCCCGCCGCCGAAGGCUGCUGGUUCCAACUCCGGGGUGCGGCGUGCAUGUGUGGGGGUUGGGGGGGCCCCUCCGGCGCCCCCUUUUUAUGCUCCCUCCCGCUGCCCGGAUGCCGGGACUGCUCUGAGGCGCGCGCCAUGGGAGACCACCUGAAGUCGGGCUUCGAGGAGGUGGACGGCGUGCGCCUGGGUUACCUGGUGAUCCGGGGCAAGCAGAUGUUCGCGCUGUCGCAGGUCUUCACGGAUCUGCUGAAGAACAUCCCUCGGACGACGGUGCACAAGCGCAUGGACCACCUCAACGUGCAGAAGCACCACUGCGACCUGCAGGAGCUGCGCAAGCUCAAAGCCAUCAACUCCAUCGCCUUCCACGCCGCCAAAUGCACCCUCAUCUCCCGCGAGGACGUCGAGGCGCUCUACACGUCGUGCAAAACCGAGAGGGUGCUCAGGACCAAGCGCAAGGGGGCCGCGGCCCUCCAAGAAGCCCCCGGGCCGGACCCUUACGCGGCCUUCUGGAAAGGAGGCGGUAAACUUUGGCUGGGUUUGAAUGGAGCCGCCGCGCCUCUGGCCAGCAGCGGCGGCGGCGGAGGCAGCAGCGGCCGCCGACGGAAAGCGUGGCGCGCGGCGGCGGCGGCAUCGGGCGCUUUCCUACCGGCUUCGGAUCUACCUCACUUUUGGAGCAAAUCGCCUGCGCCCAGCGCGCCGGGACUGGCGCGAUCCCCUUGCAAAGGGUCGCCAAACUAUGAAACUGCGCCGCUGGCGCCGCGCUACGUCUCGCUGGCGUCGGAGGCGCCUUGCUUUCGGAGCCUGCUCUGCUCCAAGCACCCGCACUACUACUACCACUCCUCGGCCGCCAUUGCCAGCCAACCCAAGCUCGUCGCCGCCGCCGCCGCUGCAGCAGCCGCAGCAGCAGCUGCCGCCGCCGCCACGUCGGAGAGCGGCCCGCUGGCUCUGGGUUGCCGCUCCAAGAGGAAGAAAGCCGCCGAGGGGCGCUUCCCGCUGCUGGUGCCCUGCGCCGGCAAGCCCCCCAAAGCCGCCUCGUUGGAGAGGCUGCCGGGCUUGAACGGCUUCCUGGCGCCGGAGCCGCCCCAGCAGCCUUUCCCGGAGCCCUCCUACAGCAGUGACUCCGACUCCAGCUCCUAUUCGGACCACGCGGCCAACGACUCCGAUUUCUGCUCCAGUUUGACCAGCAGCAGCAAUUCGGGGUCUUCGGAGGACGAGGAGGGCAGCUACGCCUCGGAUUCCAGCGAGCUGAGCUCCGACGAGGAGGAAGACGAGGAGGAGGAAGAGGAGGAGGAAGAGGAGGAGGAAGAAGAAGAGAGCAGCUCCGAAUCGGACUCCAGCUCCGGCUCCAGCCAAGCAUCCGUGCAGAGCAUCCGCUUCAGGCGCACCAGCUUCUGCAAGCCGCCCGGUCUGGCGGGGGUUCCGGCCAGUCUUUUGCCUCCCACGCCCGCCUCGGCUGGACGCGACGAGAGCCUCCCUGGACCCGCGCGGAGCAUCAAAGCCGAGGCGCCCGAGGAGGACUGGGGCAUCACCCCCGCCGGCUGGGUCCCCAAAACCGAGCCCGGUGUGGAUUGCCACUGCUUUGGGGAGCUGAGCCAGGUCCGAAGGGGCGGCGGGUGUCCCUCUCCCUCGCCCGACGUGAAGGCUCCCGACCUGAAAGCCGCCCCCUGCCUGGCCAGGGGGUGCCCUUCACCCAGCCCAAAGACGCCCCACGCUUUGCCACAGCCAAGGUUCCUUCGAGACGCUGCGAGAGGCUGGCCCACCCGCUCUCCUCCUCCUCCUCCAGCUCCUGCAGAGAGUCCUACUGCUGCUCUUGGGGUGUCCCCAGAAGCCCCCCAGCCCCAUCGCCCAUUGACCCCCUGCCUGGGCUGUUCCUCCUCCCAAAGCCAGCCCGAGGUGCUUGCUGCUGCUGGUGCUGCUGAAUACCCCGAGCCGCUGCCCCUUGUGCCCAUUGCCCAGAUUAAAAUCGAGGACAGCAGUGCCAACGCCGAGUAUGGCGCCCUCCCGGUUCAGGGACAGAGCCAGCCCCCGCUCAAAUGUGAAGGCAGCGAUGACGAGCACAAGCGGGAGGCGGACGGCGAACCCGGGCCCUCGCCGUCUCCGCCACCCAGCCCGACCCACCAGCCUCAGGAACUUCUGCUGCCAGCCAAGGAAGACCCCGCCUGCUGCACUGACGAGCCCCCCAGCCCUCCGCUGAGCCCCCCGGGCCAGCCCGCUCCGUCGAGCCAGGCCCUCGCCUCCUGCACUUUAGGCGCCGCCGCCGCCAAACCCGAGGAUGGGGAGUACAAAUUUGGAGCCCGGGUGAGGAAGAACUACCGGACUUUGGUGCUGGGCAAGCGAGCCCUGCUGCCCAGCCCGGCGCCGCUCAAACCAAAUCUGAAAUCCGUCCGGAGCCCCCGCCUGCCCGCCGGGAAGCUCCUGGACGCCCCCGAGGGCGCCCUGGACGACUUGACAGUUCUCAGCCGGCGCAAAAGGGCGGCCGGCCACGUCGCCUCGGCCGUCAAGAGGCCCUUCAGCUUCAUGGGCAACUUUCCCUGCCCGCCCUCCUUGGUGGUGGGCCUCGACGGGGAUCUGCUGCCAGCCUACACCUUAAAUACCGCCAGGGAUGCGCAGCCGCCUCCCAAGGCCCAUCCUGUCUGGAAAUGGCAGCUGGGCGGCUCAGCAAUACCUCUUCCACCCAGCCACAAAUUCAGGAAAUUUCAUUCAUGAGAGAUUGAAUGGGAACCCUACUUCAUGGUCGUUGUUGUUGUUGCUGUUGUGUUGUUGGUCUUUUUUCCUUUUGUGGGGGGACCCCAACUACUUCUUUUCCUGACCUUCGAGAAUCUUACGCUGGAUGCUGGUCCCGCCCCUCAUCACAUCACAUCCGAUUUGAUUUUGAUUUUUUUUUAAUGGUGUGGGGGAAUCCUGGUUUAUUCUAUUUUUGGAGGACGACGAAAAUAAAACCGGAUUACUAUUUUCUUUGCCAUGAAAACCCAUCGUGGGGGGAAGGGAGGGGGGACGACGACGAGGAGGAGGACGAAAGAGGUCUAACAUUCCACAGACUACUUCAGGCGAAAGUUUUCCAAGUUUAUUAAAAACACACACACCACACAACAAACAAAAAAACCACCUCAGUGGAAUCUGCUAAAGCUGGAACACUUUACUGUCUCAAAAUGCUAGUAAUGCACCUGGUACCUCAAUUCCAACUGCUACAAAUAAAUGUUUGGUUUAUGUUUU
Podarcis raffonei (Aeolian wall lizard) is the source of this 3940-nucleotide messenger RNA. RefSeq names its product SKI/DACH domain containing 1 (gene SKIDA1). The transcript has 2 exons. NCBI's taxonomy places the organism in Eukaryota, Metazoa, Chordata, Lepidosauria, Squamata, Lacertidae. Bases 773 to 3433 code for a protein of 886 amino acids. The record is from RefSeq and is a predicted model, not a curated record.